Messenger RNA from Dreissena polymorpha, 640 nucleotides. RefSeq lists its product as uncharacterized. The coding region runs from base 178 to 537 and encodes 119 amino acids. The record is from RefSeq and is a predicted model, not a curated record. Lineage: Eukaryota; Metazoa; Mollusca; Bivalvia; Myida; Dreissenidae. The transcript is spliced from 3 exons.
CAGCUGUCCGGAUAUCAAAAGAACACCAUUGAAGAUGCUGUAAUACUUUGUAUAUAAAAGCUGUUAAUUGCAAUACAAAAUUCUUUUGAAUAAAAAGAGGCACAGCUGGAUGAAGCCAGGAUAUAUAAAUACGAAUUUAAAUUGUCAACUUUAUUCCUUGGUUUAACGAGCAACAGAAUGGACGCUAAAUGGCUGCUUGUUUUCAUCGGUAUAGUUCAGACCGCGUUCGGUAUGAUGAUAAUGCCAUCGAUUGAGACAGAACUAGUACAUGGGAAAGAAGUAAAAUUCUGCACACACAAAGGAAUUCGUCUUCUUCCAGAGUCGAACUUUAUCGACUAUGACGAGUGUACGAGAUGUGAGUGCUCCGACAUAGGGCUGCGUUGUAACGGCCUGAGUUCUUAUCUGUUUGCCCUUGAUGAGUCGCAAUGCACCAAUGUGAAGAUAGCCUGCCAGAGCAAGUGGGUGCUCACGGCUGACCCCACGCAGACGUGCCCGGAGGAUCUGAUUCCACAAUAUAUGGAAGCGGUUGAAAAAUAAUAAUUUAAGUGUCAGUUUUGUGACCAAACAAAGAUUUAUAUAUAUAUAUAUAUAUAUAUAUAUAUAAUUAUUAAUGAUUUUAUUAAUAAAUUGUGUUCCUUCA